AUGCUGGCUGUGCUGAUGCUGGGACUAGCCUAUGCGAUCUGGUUUGACUACAAGCGACAAUCCGACCCCGAGUUCCGGAGAGCCCUGAAGAGGGACAACCGACGACUGGCUCGCGCCGUCAAGGAAGAGGCCGAGGCACAAGGGGCCAAGCAGCGGGAAGCCAUCAAGAAGGCGGUCGCCCAGGCCAAGGAAGAGGGAUUCCCCACUGACCUCGAGGAGAAGGAGGCCUACUUCAUGGGCCAAGUCGCCAAGGGCGAGUCUCUGUGUGCGGAUGGAUCCAACAAUAUCGAAGCCGCUCUGGCGUUCUACAAGGCGCUGAAGGUCUACCCGCAACCCAAGGACUUGAUCUCGAUAUACGACAAGACGGUGCCGAAAGACGUGCUGGAGAUUCUGGCGGAGAUGGUGGCCCUGGACAGCGGCCUGAAGCUGGGCACGUUUACCGGCGGCGAGAGCAGCGUUGACAGCCACGGGGUGGAGUGA
Molecule: messenger RNA, 480 nt
Organism: Rasamsonia emersonii CBS 393.64
Lineage: Eukaryota; Fungi; Ascomycota; Eurotiomycetes; Eurotiales; Trichocomaceae
Product: Mitochondrial import receptor subunit (Tom20)
Exons: 2
Coding region: 1-480 (159 amino acids)
Biological process (GO): tRNA import into mitochondrion; protein import into mitochondrial matrix; protein targeting
Cellular component (GO): mitochondrial outer membrane; mitochondrial outer membrane translocase complex
Molecular function (GO): transmembrane protein transporter activity
Source: RefSeq, a predicted model, not a curated record